ACUGGGCGCUGUGGGUCUGCAAGGCUCUGCCGAAAGGCAGAGAGGUCCCUCCUCAGCUGCGGGUGUUUCCGCCCCGGCUCCCCGAGAGGCGAGAAGUUGGUCUGCCGUGCUGUCAGCGUGCCGAGCUGGCAGCCGGGGCUCUGGAUGUGCUCCAGAGCCGGCCGGGGGCAGGGACAAAGGCACAAAGCGGAGCGCGACCAGCGGCUGCGGCAUUGACCACAGACAGGAGAGGAGCAUUUGCCAGACAACUCCCGAUAAAGCAAAGACUAAGAGUGUAAAAAUACCCUGGGAUUUUUCCAUCGUUGUCGCUCACAGUGUAUGUCCCAGAGCACCAGAUAUGGUUGUUAUAAAAAGAGAAGUGGGGGAGUGCUUUAGCGUGGACUUUUCUGUUCUGUUUCAUGAGACUCUUCCAUUGCAAAUUUAAGGAAGGAUUGACAAUAUAUGAUCUACUCUGGCAGGGGCUGGAGAAAGACUGGGACGUGCGAGGCACUGCACUGUGUACAGGGGAUGGAGCAAUGAGGUAUUGCCCCGGCACCAAGCACCCUGACCUCAUUGUGCUGCAGAUCCCUUGGAAAGGGACAGCAGCAGAGCAGCCCCACGUGCCUGCUCGGGGCCAGAGCAGAACUGGGGUGGCAGCGUGGGCUGGUGUGAUGGCUUGUGCUGCUGGAGCACGGUGUCACACGGGAAGGAGGAGAUGACUGCAGCACCGUGGUGGUGUCCCUGGCAUUGCUCAAUGUAAGACACAGGAGGGCUUGGGAAAGAGGGAAGGGUAGCACAUGCUUUGGGGCUGGAGGCCCAUCUGGCUGGCUGUUUCAGUGCUGCAAGGCAGUGGCAGUGACAUCCGUGCUGCAGCAGCUUUCAAAAGUGCUGUGGGGCUUCUGCAGGCCAUGAAAUUCAUGGGUGUUCAUGUGCACCCAGGACAGGCAGCAGAGGGGUGGGGAGACUCGUGUCCAGGCUGCAGCCUCCUGCCUAGCCUCUCUCCUUGCUGCACCCACCAGCUUUGUUUCAUACCACUCCAUAGGAAUUGCCAUUCACUCUGCAGCUUCCUCCUUCACAUGUGGGUCACAGGAGGCAGAGCAAGCUCCAAGAAAUGCCCUCAGGCAUGCUCUGGAUUCGUGUCUCUGUCCUCAGCCAGGCUUUCCUCCUGCUUGUCCAUGUGACAGGCAGCUGCCUAUUCAGGAUAUGAACAUAAUCCCCUUCUGCUGGAGACACCUCUGAUCCUUCCCCCUUCAUUCCAUUUCUGUUUCAGGUUUCCAAGUGGCAAUGGGACCUUUUCACAGCCAUUUGAACUACUCUUGCAUAGGGUUUGGGCUCCUGGCAAGCCCCCAGGCCUUGCCAGGCUGGUGGCAUUGAUUUUGCCAGCAGGGACGUCCGUGGCAGCCCUGGCCCAGCAGCUGCUGAGGAGGGACAGUGACCCAAUGUGGCAGCAGUGCCCAGCCCAGGCGUUUCUUGCCUGCCUGUCUGUCCUUCCCAUGGUGGCACCACGCGCUGUGGGGGCGUGUUGGGGUGGAAGUGGGAAACGUGUUUAUUUCUGUCCGUCUCCUGGCUCGUGCCGCUCCGAGUUUGUGGCACUGGGUAUUACUAACACUUCCCUGUGCCAGCUGGCAGCAGGGAUGAAUCAGAUUGGCAGCACCACAGCGUGGACCCUGCACUGCCCGCUCAGCCUAGAGCGAUGCCUGUGGCAAAGUGCUGGUGAUGUCUCCUGCCCCUGACCAGGGUCAGCCCCAGUCAAGUGCCAGGGGCUUGGCCUUGCUGCUGGAGAUGUCUCUGUACCCUGAGGGACGGGGCUGUCCCCUCUGGGCCAUGCUGCCUGCCCAGGCUGGAUUGUCCCUGUCCCUCCUUUACGCUGGGGAUCUCAGGUGGCUUCAUGAGCUGCUCACUGGCAGCAUCCCCAGGCUGGGGUCAGCUCUACACCAGGAGGACAGCUUAUCCUCAUGCUGCCAAAAUCACCUUUUGCAGCUGCUGUGGUUUAACCCCAGCAGGGAACUUAACUAUCACUCAGCCCCUCUCUCCCUCUCACUGCCCCCAUCCACAGUGGGGAGGGGAAUCAAAAAGAAAAGGUAAACUUUGUGGGUUGAAAUAAGAGCAAUUUAAUAAUUGAAGCAAAAUAUAACAAUAAUAAAUAGGUUGAUAUUAUUAAUAUUAUCAGUAAUAACAAUAACAUUAACAAAAAUAAUAACAAUAAACAGUGAUAGUAAUGAUAAACACAGAGAGAGAGAAUAAUAGGAUCCAAGAGAAACACGUGAUGCACAACCCCAUUACUCACCACCCAGUGACUGAUGCCCAGCACGUCCCCAGGCAUUCAUCAGCCCCUUCCAGUUAAAUCCUCCAGUUAUAUUCUGGGCAUGAUAUUCUGUGGCAUGGAAUACCCCUCUGGGUAGUUUGGACCAGCUGCUCUGGCCAUGCUCCCUCCUGGAUUCCUGUGCAGUUCCUCAGUGGCAGAACAUGAGCAACAGAAAAGAAAAAUCCUUGUCUUGGAGUAAGCCACUACUUAACAACAGCUCCGACAAGUCUGUGUUAUCAGCAUUAUUCUCAUACUAAGUCCAACUCUGUGCUGGCUACUAUGAAGAAAAUUAACGCAGUCCUAGACAGAAUCAGGACAGCAGCUGAUUGCUUCCUCCCCCUCCCCUGCUUCUGACAGCUCAGCACACAUGGAACUUGAUGACAUCACAGACCUUGGAAUGUUGGUGGUUCCAGGUUUCCCCAGAGCCAGAGGUUUGUGGCUCUCCUCUCCCUCCUGAACACCUCCUGAUCCUGGUGUUCUGAACAGAGGGAUUUUGGUGGCCACAACAAGCACUGCUGAAGCUGCAGAAGGUGGCACACUGCUUGUCAGUGUCAACAGCCUGCAUGGCCUGCACUCCAGGAACACAAUUUGGAUUCUCCUGCUUACUGCAGCUGAGAGCAUCCUGAAAAAUGUCGAAGCCAUUUCGCAUCUUUGGGCUAAUGAUGAUGGUCUACCCAGAAUCUCAAGGUUUGCAAGGUGAUGAUAACAAUGAUGGUGGUGAUGAUGACAGCAAAGAAUCAGAGAACUCCUGCCAUUCUGACGUUCCUUCACCCUUGUGCAAGAGCAGUGACAGCACAGAUGAAAAUAAGACAGAGGAUCAGGGAGAACCCACAUUUUUCGUAACUCCUGGGGAUUCUUACAUGGUGAAAGAUAAACAGAUGGAGUUGGCCAAGCAGGCGGUGGAGCUUGAGAAGGAAGAUCAGGAGCUUCAGGAACCAUUUUACAAAGACAUGGGAAUGUCUGGCAGAUUGGAUGGAGAUGACGAGCCCAGCCCAACCUACCACCUUCCUGGGCAUCAGAGGUUGCCUGCCCCCCAAAAGGCCGGUACAGCACCAAGUGGCUUCCAUGACUCUUUCCAGCACAGCUCAGGCCAGCACUUGGGGACAGAGGCCGCUGCCACACAGGCCCAUGCCAGUGACCAUUUUGUGGGACACCCAGAGACCACCACGGGAGCGGAGCCCCACGUGCUGCACGGGGAGGAUGGCGAGGAUGGUGAGGACAGACAGUCCCUGUCCCUGCAGCCAGCGUAUGACUUGCUGUGGCAGGAGAACAGCAUGCUCAGGUCAGAGAACGAAAUGUUGAGGAGCGCGAACAUCAUGCUCGCAGCGGAGAACUUCACACUCAGGCAGGCGUUCAAAGAGCUCACGAAGGACAGGGCUGUGUUCAUGGCCGAGGACAUGGUGCUCAGGGAGGAAUACGACGUGCUCAGGGAGCAGUAUGACAGGCUCGGGGGUGAGAAUGAUGCACUCAGGAAGGACAAUGUCAUGGUCAGGAGAAUGUUCCAGACCUUCCAGAACAACUUGAAGAGACAGGUGUGCAUGGUGGCGAGCUUGCAGGAUCAGCUGAAGGCCAGCCAGGCUGAGCGGGAGAGGCAAGUCCAAGAGCUCCAAUCCUUAGUCCAGGAGACUGAAUGUCAUCUUCAGAUAAUGACCCAGCGGGCUCUGAAUGCCGAAACAAACAUGGAGAGGCUGAAGCAGAAGAUCUUUAUUCUCCAAGGACAGCUGGAGAGAUGCAAGCUGGGGAAUGAAAACCUGAGACAGACUGGUCUAGAAGCAGUGAAACAGAACUUAGACUUCACCAGGCAAAACCCCCACGAGCUCAUAAUGGGCAAAGAUGCCUCCCUCAGGUAGUUCCUGCCUCAGAAAUGCUGCCCAUUGUUACUGAUGUCCUUGAAUCCACCAGAAAAAUUCUCAAAUUUUAAGCAAAGAAAGAUCUAUGAGUGUAGUUCUGUGUGAGUUCUAUGGAUCCGUGCAGGGUCCGAGGCCAUCAUUCUCCCACUUGUAACCAUCUACUGCAAAUAAACGCAUUUACUUUGCCACUGUCGAAUGUGUGUGCUCACACUGGUAGCCUUCAUCCUUUACGGAAAUACUUUCCUUGUGGUUAGGUACCAAUUGCAGGUACUGGUGUGACUUUAGCUGCUGAUACUCUGUUCAGGCUCUGUGGAGCCAGCAGCAAAGGCUGCCCAGGCUCUGAGCUGCAUGGUCCAGCCUUGGUGGACUCUGCAAGAGGCUCUGCCACAGCCCAGCUGACAUGAGCUUCCAUGUGGGAGCUAGGAGGAAGCACAGGAUGCAGUGCUCUUACACAGUGUGCUCAUCCCACCCCAUAGCUGUACCAGCCUGAACUGGAGAUGAACUAAGCCCUUGCAUUUCAUCUUUGUCCUUUGCCCCUUUUUGGGAAGGGGGGGAAGGUGGGGAGCAGAGAUCCAGGUGUUGCUGCACAUGGUUUCGCAGAGGGCCUUGGGUCCUCCUCCCUUUCUUUUGGAGCUGGCUGCUGCCGGGGCCAGAAAUCCAAAAUCUCUAGAAAUGGUGCACCUGUUUCUGCAGCUGGAGAAAGAGAGAUGUUGGUUGUAGAAACUUCCAGGAAAUUGUGAAUUACUCAUAUGUGUGAGCUGUGACAGGGCCUUCCCUGUG
Messenger RNA from Melospiza melodia melodia, 4914 nucleotides. RefSeq lists its product as uncharacterized. Gene Ontology annotation, biological process: positive regulation of protein localization to cilium; positive regulation of cilium assembly; regulation of cytokinesis. NCBI's taxonomy places the organism in Eukaryota, Metazoa, Chordata, Aves, Passeriformes, Passerellidae. The record is from RefSeq and is a predicted model, not a curated record. Gene Ontology annotation, cellular component: early endosome; midbody; recycling endosome.